Molecule: messenger RNA, 645 nt
Organism: Colletotrichum truncatum
Lineage: Eukaryota; Fungi; Ascomycota; Sordariomycetes; Glomerellales; Glomerellaceae
Source: RefSeq, a predicted model, not a curated record
AUGAUUUCACAUUACUUUUCCGUCAUUCUUUUGGCAUUAAGUCCCAUUAUUAGCACUAUUUCUGCUCAGCCAGCCCAACCAGUCCGGCCAUUUGCCAAUAACAAUGCGUACGCAGUGGAAACCGAAGUAGACGAAACUGGCAACAAAUGGCUUUUCAAGGUCUGGGCAGAUGGCUACGUCAAAAAAGACAAAGAAGGCAAACUCCAGCCCGUUGACACCGUCAUGGUCAACAAAGUUUCAAAGCGCCUGACUGUUGUCCAAGCCAUGAAUGGUCUCGAUCCAACAAAGCCGCAUUUAAAAAUGCGGCAGGUUCUCAAAGAGUGCUGGACCAUGGCAGGCCUGGAGCCGUCAGAACUCAAGGAGGUAUUGGGCUACAAGAUCGAAAACGAAAACAUGCAGACCGCCCUUACCGACUGCCGCACCCUAAUCGGCAUCAAGUUCGACGCUUCUUUCAAGGUAUCCAGCACAGAUACGGACGAGGCCAAAAAGAGUUGUUGGGAUGCACUCGGAAACACCAUCUUCUCAAAAUCUAUUCGUGGCGCUAUCGCGGAUUUUGACCUCAACAAAGAGCUCAUUCAGAUCGAGGUGGAUUACGACAGUGAUAAUACGGGCGCUUGGGACUUCAUCUACUACCAGUUCUCGUAA